Messenger RNA from Dicrocoelium dendriticum, 1880 nucleotides. The record is from the annotation of a GenBank genome assembly. NCBI's taxonomy places the organism in Eukaryota, Metazoa, Platyhelminthes, Trematoda, Plagiorchiida, Dicrocoeliidae.
AACUCUGCUCCGGUCUCCGUGCGACGCCGGAUCUUCACUCACCACUAUUGAUAGCCGGUGAAGAAAAUGCCACUACAAAUAUGAUGGACUCACAUUACUUUGGAUUACAAGAUGGACAGUCUGUCGACCGCGAUAGUCCCUAGAACCUCCUCGGAACCAGAAGUGAGAUUAAGUUACCACCCUUUGCUCAGUAUCCCGGCAGAAUUCGUACAACAUAUAACCGGUGUAGCCCCACCGAUAACUCAGGCUCUCAAUUGUGCCAAGCAAUUUGGUGCGGACUUCAAAACGGAUCCAGUAACAACUUUUUCGCCGGCCAAACAUUGGUAUUUUCCCGGUGAGUUGGAACAAUGCGAGAAUUUCGACCGGGAUAAACCUCAAGCCGGAGAGCGUCCGCGAGGUCGCAGAGGGUCUAUUUGUCGUCCUUCUAUGGGGAAGCUGAGUCGUUCGUAUCGCGCACACUCUGUGAAACCUCCCUAUUCUUAUAUUGCACUAAUCACCAUGGCAAUAUUACACGCACCUCACCGUCGGCUCACCUUGGGUGGAAUCUGUGAUUUUAUCAUGACACAAUUUCCAUACUAUAGAGAACGCUUUCCAGCAUGGCAGAACUCAAUCAGACAUAACCUGUCUCUCAAUGAUUGUUUUGUGAAAAUUCCACGGGAACCGGGAAACCCGGGCAAAGGAAAUUAUUGGAUGCUUGAUCCCAAUUCAGUGGAUAUGUUUGAUAACGGCAGCUUCCUGCGACGACGCAAACGUUACAAGCGUGCGUCAGCGAUGGAAUCGCAUGAUCCGAUGAACGGACUGGAAGGUGAGCAGGAAGACUUAACUUUGGCGCCACUUGAUUUCAGUAGGAAUUGUGACCACAUUUCAACCGCUGAACCCCUAAUAUCCAUCUACGGACCAUGUACCCAUCAGUCGAAACUGCUGGGGGAGGAUACUCUGUCGUGUCUGAAGGGAUUUGUAACCCCGGAACAUCUACUGAAUGAGACGAGGUUCACACGAUCAGGUAAAUAUUCACUUUGUUCCGGAUCCCUGAGCGCUCUGGUCGUUAAUUCCCCCGAUCUGGCCCCAACCACUACCACACCUGGAAUUUCGUUACACAUACAACCAUUGACCUCAUCAACUACGUUAGAUGCGACCUCUUGUGUUUCACCCAAGCUCACGGGUCAAACUGAUCGUUGCCUCAAAUACCCCAGUACCAAACAUUCAUUUCACAUAGAGCACAUUUUACGGUCGCCGAGCCCUAUACAGCCUCAUUGUGUAUCAACACAAAAACUGGACCACCGCCUCGAACCACAUUCCAUACAGACUAUCCCGGAGUGCGCACACGCUGCUGCAUGGACUAUGGGAGAGAAGACCGCUUGGACGUUCCCCGGAGGAAGGCUUUCAUGCACAUUUGAAUCCGGCUAUUCUUCACCGCCACCGCCACUACCUUCGUGGUACUCGUGGUUGGAUCGGGUGGGGAGUGGCGAACUUCACAGAUUAUUCUUGUCAAUGUGCCCGCAAACCUCAUGUCCUCCGUUGGCUACCGUCACAAACACUGUGCAUACUGAAGUCGCUUCACUGUUUCGGGUGUAGCUCAAAUAUAUGCUGUGACAAGCCCAAUUAACUUCGCCACAGGCGUUUACAAGGAAUGAAGUAAGAUCAUCUUCUCCUCCUCUUAGAACGUUGUAACCGUUUACAAAAGUUUUCCUUUCCAAUGUCUUCAGGAGCAUGUCGCUUCCUCCUCUCCCGAUCUACAUCAUAUUAUACACACAACUGGUCUCAUGUUAGAUUACAAGAGGAGAUACCAUACUUAUUCGAACAUAUUACUGAGCCUAUUGCGUAAACCUACAUUUCACGUAAUGGCAUAUACCUAUUAUAACAGCUAUCUUUGCUUUAUC